This is a messenger RNA of Zerene cesonia (dogface butterfly), 1890 nucleotides long. RefSeq names its product leucine-rich melanocyte differentiation-associated protein-like. Lineage: Eukaryota; Metazoa; Arthropoda; Insecta; Lepidoptera; Pieridae. Gene Ontology annotation, molecular function: protein binding. The record is from RefSeq and is a predicted model, not a curated record. The transcript has 6 exons. Bases 149 to 937 code for a protein of 262 amino acids.
GAUUCAAUAAAUAAACGGAACAAUGCAGGUCACUAACUUUUCGAUAAACGUGUUAUCUACCCUUGUAUUAACUUUAGUUUGAUAAAUACAUUUGUGUAGACACGAAUUCUGUGGUGUUGAUAAACAUGUGCUAGUGGCUAGUGGAAAAAUGGUUGAUGUGGAUAGUGAAAACUUUAUUUUCAGUGUUCCUACGAACCAAGAUGAAGGUAUAAUAGCUGUGGAUAUCUCAAGCAACGUUCUCGUAGAUUCUGUUACAGCAAUGCCUCAAACAUCAAUUUCCUCUGAUAUGAUUGGUGUCGAUGAUACUGGUGCUGAAGAAGAAGAAACAACCAAGUUAACUUUGGCCUAUGAGAGAUUAUAUGAAAUACCAAGAACCAUAGUUGAAAAGUUUUCAAACUACAUUCAAUAUUUAGAUAUAAGUCAUAAUAAAAUCACAAAUCUGGACCCACUAGUUCACUUCAAGCAUCUCACUUCAUUGAUAGCUGAUGACAAUCCAGUCACAGAGAACUGCUUCUUGCCACCAUUGCCUAAACUACAGUUAUUAUGGUUAAAUUAUUGUAAAAUAGCAUCCUUAUACCCUUGGGUGGGUAAACUAAAGGAAUCAUGCCCCAAUUUACAAUAUUUAUCGCUAAUGGGCAACCCAGCUGCCCCUAGCUACUUCAAUGGUGGUACUUUUUAUGAAUAUUUGCAAUACAGACUGUUUAUAAUAUCCCAAUUCUCGUCAUUAUAUCAUCUGGACGACAGAAAGGUCACGGAGGACCAGAGGGAGGAAGCUCAAAGGCUAUACAAGCGUCCGUUCUUGCAACGGAUAGCUAGCCCUAAUUCUAGCGGCAUAACACAACUGAUGACUAGGUCAGUAUCGUGGAACUCCCUUCAGAGUAAAUUGUCAUCAAUAUUGAAUAAGGAUAAACAGGAUGGUAGGAAUUUGCUAAUCUAGACGGAGGUACUGAAUUUUUCAAUUGUUGCCUUCGUAACAAUGUUUGCCUUUAAAUGUGGUGUCUCUUUCAUUCAUUAUACUGUUACAUGGAUUACAGAACAGAUAAAAUAAAUUAGGACAAUCAUAUGGGUUAAGAAAGUGUGUUGCUCAUUUAAAAACGCUCAUAAUAUAAGCGUUUUUGUAUAUAUCAACGUACUGUAUUGAUAAAAAUGACACAAAGACAAACAAAUUGAAUAUAAAACAUUUGUUUGCAGUGUAAAAGCACCAUGUUGUUCUAAGUGCAUCUUCUCUAUCUCUUUAUCAAUUAUUAAUCUGUAUUUACAGUAACAUCGAAUUCACCUGAACUUAUAUGAAAUAGUUUAAAAUGUUUAUUUAACUUUUAUUUUUAUGUUUUGUUGGUAUUGUUGCGGCCAUUUGAAUAUUCGUUAUGUAACAUAAUAUUAAUAAGAAACGGAGGGGUUGUUGUGUAUGUAUGUUUGUAAUGUUUGCUUACAAUACUAAUAGACUGAUUUCAUAAAUUUUUCACUAUUAGAAAGCUACAUCAUUUUAUUUUUAAACCGAGCUAAACCGGCAGAGCGCCUAGUUUAUUAUAUAAUAAACAUUACUUGGAAAUUAUUUUACUCAUGAUUCUUAAGCGUAACCAAUAAUUGUUUAUAGGUUUUAGUCACAUAUAGAUAUAUAGCCAUACCAGUAUAUUAAAAACUAUAAUUACAAGUAAGUAAAUAUCUUAUAUCAAAAACAUAUAAGCAAUAACUUUAGAAUUUAACGGUUAAAAUAUAGAUUGUCUUAAAAAUAUAGGUUUCAAUAUUCUAUGGUCUAAUGUUAAAAAUGUUCGUCUUCCAAGUAAAAAAUUAUAAACUUUGAUACGAAUUAUUAAUCGUACUGUUAUCUCUUUCGAAUUUUGUAGAAUAUAAUUUUGUUAUUACACAUGUUUAAAUAAAUCAUGAAAUGAA